Messenger RNA from Aplysia californica (California sea hare), 22088 nucleotides. Its product is annotated as A-kinase anchor protein 9. Gene Ontology annotation, biological process: signal transduction. NCBI's taxonomy places the organism in Eukaryota, Metazoa, Mollusca, Gastropoda, Aplysiida, Aplysiidae. The record is from RefSeq and is a predicted model, not a curated record. Gene Ontology annotation, molecular function: molecular adaptor activity.
CCGCAAUAGGAACCAUUGUCGUGGCAAUAGCUCCAUAACAUGAACAAAUAUUGUGCUAUUUUUAAAGCAAGUUCCAGCAACUUCCGCCUUUCAGGAUGAUGGCUGCUGAUGUUUUGGAUUGAGUGUCAGAAUUUGUACAAUGGAAUCUAAUGAUGAACGUAAAAAGAAACUGGAAGCAGGAAAAGAGAAGUUGGCUGCCUUCAGGAAAAAGAAAGCAAAGAAAAAGAAAAAUUCUGGAGAAAAAAGCGAAAAAGAGAACUUCAGCGAGCAGCUGAACUUGAACCAGCAAAAUGGAAGUGGACUUACCCCUCCAUUGAUAUCUUCCCCAACCGCCAGCGAUUCAUAUCAAACAGAUAGUGACCAAUUCUCUAUCACUAGUGGUGAUGAGUUUUCCACAGAGGAGCAGGAGUUCAGGGGCUCUGUGUUCUACCAAGCAAAACUAGUGGAAGCUCGGAGAAGGAUUGCGGAGCUAGAGGAAACUGUGGAGGGCAAGCAACUGGCAUUGGAUGCCCUUGUCAGGGAAACGCAGUCUCAAAAAAAAUCUCUGUCUGCUGAUCCACAGUCUGAUCAGGAUGUGUGGGAAGACAGGGAGCCCUCAAAGAUCUCUGAAGUGGAAGCUGCCUUGGCCCAGAGGGAUGACCUCAUUGGUCACCUGGCGCAGUCUCUUCAGUGCCUGGCCCAAGGCUCGGACAGUGGAGGAGAGCAUCUGUCUCAGCUCCAGGCCCUGGGACAACACGUCUGCGUGCUGCAGGCACAGCUUCAGCAGGCCAACGAGACGUUGCAGCAGCAGCUGUACCUGCGAGAGUCUUCCUCCCUUGCCCUGCAGAACGCCAAAGCUCAGAUGCUGCAGCUGAAAGCCAUUGUUAUCAGCAAAGACUCGCAGGUGGAUGCUCUGUCUCAGGAGAUUUUAGCCAAGGAGGAGGCAAUACAGAAGUUGUCAUCAGAAGCUGUAGUGACUUCAUCAAAUACUACUGUUGUUUCAGCCGCAGACAGUUCAUCUCAUGUCAAUGUUCUAGAAGAAAAACUUGCAGAGAAAGUGCGCGAGUGUGAGGUGCUGAAUGCGAACCAGCAGCAGUGGCUUGUAAAGGAAGAAGAGUUAUUGGCUGCUGUGAGGUCCAAGUCAGCAGAAAUAGAAGUUUUGUCUCAGUCAGAGCAGAACUUGAUGCAACAGGAACUGCAGCUGAAGCAGGCAUGUGAUGAAUUGCAAAGGAGUGUUGACGAACUGCGCUCUGAUGUGUCUGAGAGUGAGAAGAUAUCGUGCCUAGAGUUUCAGUUGUCAGAAUUGAGACGAGCUCAUGAAAGCGAUGUGAACGAAAUCAGUUUGUUGAACCGGGCCAAUGAGGAGCUUGAAGAAAUGUCCAGGAAAUACUACGAAUGUCUUUCUAAUUAUGAAUCUUUGACUUCCAAGCAUACGCAUUUGAAUGCACAAUACACGUCAUGUCUUUCUGAAGUUGACCUUUUAAAGGCAGCAAAUACUGAUCUCCAGACUGAAAUAGAGGCUGCACAUGCCAGCAGUGCACACUUGGUGACGCUACAGGAGGAACUGGGUGCCUUGAGGGAAUUCUCUGACAAAGAGUCAAGUGAGAAGGCAUCAGCUCUUGCAGCUUUUGCAGAAGCAGAGCUGCGCUUCACAAGUGAGACAGAGAGGUUGAAAAACAAAGUGAAUGAGUUACAGGAUGAAGUGUGCUGUCUUCGUACUGAACUCGAUGCGUCUCAUGAGAGUCUGAGGCAAAAAGCCGAAACGACUCAUGGACCAGUGGAGGCAGUUUCUGAAUCUGUGAAAGCACUUUCUGCAACAUUCACUGAGCAGGAGAGUCAAUCAGGAUUACUGAACAACACAGAAGAUUCAAUGACUCUAUCGUCUUCUUUGGAGUUGGAGAAAGAUACCAAUGGGAUGAGAGUGUAUGAAGAUGGAAGACCCUCCCGUCCUCACAGAGGAAGGGUGAGUGAUGAAAGUGCAGGUGUUUUGGAGAAGGAACUGCAGGUUUCUAGUAUUACUGUGAAUGAACUGGAAGUGAAGGUGUUGGAGCUGGAAUCUCAAAACAAAACUCUUUCUGAAGAGAUUGUCCGUCUACAGGAGGGUAUGCUCCUAGAUUCAAACCUCUCUGCCAGUAAAAUUCAUGAGAAAGUUUCAAGUCUUGAAGCUGAGUCUGACAGUUCAAUUUCAGCGAAGGAUUUUGCUAUACAAACUUUAAAGGAAGCAGAGAGCGACUUGAGAAAUCGGUGUGCUGCUUUAUCCCAAGAGUUAGACGGGAAAUGUGAACGGGACAGACUGCUGGAAGAAGUCACAGGCGAGCGAGACAGGCUGCUGCUCACUGUGAACUCUCUCACCACAGACAUCAGUUCUUUAAAGGAGGAACUGAGCAGAGACAGCAACAAAGGUGAAGGUGAUGUCAAUUCUGACUGGCCUCAUCAACUGGACAAAAACAUUGACAUUCCUGCUCUCGAGAGUAAUAUUUUAGCAGAGGAGGUGAAGGGUCUUAGUACAGAACUAGGUGACGUGCAAGCUGUGUUGAACUAUGAGAGGCAGGCGGCGAAGCGGCUCACGGGAGAGAACACUAGACAAAUUGAGGGGCUGACAUUGAAAGUCACUGAGUUGCAGGCUGCCCUUGAGCACUAUGAGAAUCUCAACCAUCAGUAUCAGGGGGAUAUUGAGCGACUGAAAGCAGCCCUAUCAGCAUCUGUGGCAGAUCUUGCAGAGGCUAGGCAGGGUCAGUUGCAAGCUCAGGUCGAAAGUCACAAUUCAGUUCAGAAUGAUGUCAUAGAUAGUGUUCCCAUCCAGGUUUCUGCUUCAUUAUUUCAGGCGGCAGACAACAGUAGUCUGAUGGAGAUGUCCAACAGUACUAUGCAGCAGGAGAUCUACAAGAAUGAAGCCAGCAAUGAGGAACAAGAUCUGGCCAGGAAUGUUGAGGAACUUCAGGGCCAGCUGGAGACCACUGUGUCCCAAUGGCAAAGGCUGCAGAUUAUUGUUCAGGAGAAAGAAAUCGAGGUACAGAAUCUCCAGGAGGAGCUUGAUGAGCAGAAGAGAAUUUGUGCCACUCAGAGGAGGAUGUUUGAGGAGGAGCUUAGCACUGUUAAGGAAGAGCUGGAGUCUGUGACCACGAGCAGGAGUUCUGAGGAUAGAUGGGCUGUUGAACAGGAGCAAGAGUUGGACUCCUUGAGAGUAGAACUAGAAGUCUUGAGGUCGCAGUCAGCUUCGCAUUCAGAGAAAGCUGUUGAGCCAGUAGGACUUAUAGAUCAGAGAGAAAAGGAAGACUAUGAGGCGAGGUUGAGUGAUCUCAUAGAAAAUCUGACAGCUCGGGAGUCAGAGAUUGUACUGCUGAAAGAUUCGAUCGGAGCUAACAAAGGUAUUAUUGCUGAACUUACAAGUAAAUUAUGUGACAGUGAAACUCAAAAAUCUGAUCUUGUCACCAAGCUUACGAAUCAGACAAGUGAAAUGCAUCUCCAGGCUGCUGAAGGGACCAGACUGGCCAGUGAAAGAGACAAUCAAAUUUCUGAAUUGACCGUUCAGGUCAGUGAAAGAGAUGCCCAGAUUACUGAACUGUCUAGCCAUGUGAAUCAGAGGGACAAUUAUAUCUCAGAGUUGACUACUCAAGUCAGUCAAAAGGAUGUGCAGAUCUCAGAAUUGACCAAUCAAAUUAUGCACAGGGACAGUGAAAUUACAGAACUUGCAAGUCAUUUGAGUGAAAAGGAAAAUAAUAUUACAGUAGUGGCAGGUCAACUUAGUGAAAAAGAGCAUCAAAUCUCAGGAUUGACGUCUCAAGUGAGUGAAAAAGACAGUCAAAUUUCAGAACUAAUGAGUCAAGUGAAUGGAAAAGAUAGUGAGAUUGUGGAACUGACUUGUCAGACGAGUGAAAGGGACACUCAGAUUGCAGAACUGUCCAAUCAAGUAAGAGAAAAAGAGGCCCAGAUUUCAGAGAUAAAUGUCAACUGCAGUGACUUAGAUCAUCAGGUAGAGGAACUGAAGAGAGCUGUAGCACGUGAGGAGGCUCAGAAGGCAGAAUUAUGCAGUCAGAGUAGUGAGAGAGAGGCUCGUGUGUCUGAGCUAAUGCAACAGGUCUCAGAGCAGGGACAAAGAAUAGAGGAACUAGUCAGCAGUCUUGGGGAGAAGGAUCAACAAGUGGAUGUGCUGAAGGCCGAGAGUGCACAGGGAAUGGCAGAUGCUGAUGAACUGAAGAAUUUGAAAACUACCAAAGAGGAGGAGAUCAAGGCGUUGCAAUCCCGGUGUGAGGAAUGGAAUUUGGCAUGCUCAGAAAGUAAUGAGCAAGUCAGCGAGUUGAAAAAAUCUUUACUCGAGAAAGAGACAGAAGAGAAGGAGUUGCAGAGUCGCUUGAGGAGUUUGGAGGAGCAAUUGAAAAUACUGAGUUCUACUCAAGUGGAGAAUGAGAAGGCCAUGCUAUUGGAGAAAAACGCUGAGAUACAAAAUCUGGAAACUUUGGUAGUGGAAGUGAGAAGCAAAAUGUCUGGUCUGGAGUCUGAGUUGUCUGAAAAGAGUGAAACAAUUUCUGAAAUGGAGAAAACAAUGUCUGACAAGGAAGCAAAAAUGCAGUCUGCUCUGUCGGAGUAUGAAACAGAACUGUGUGAACUGAGGAGUGUUCUAAAAGACAGAGAGGUUGGGAUGGAACUUCUGGCAUGUCAGCUGGGAGAGAAAGGGGAACAACUGGUUGAACUCACUAGUCACAAUAGGCACUUGGAGGGUCAGUGUCACAAUCUGAAGACCUGUGUGGAAGGGAAAGAAGGGAAUAUUUCUGAGCUUAAGAUUCAGCUGGAGGAGGCAGAGGUUUCUUGCAGUGAGUUAAAAAGUCAGGGAAGUGACAAGGAGGAUGAGUUAAAAAGUCUGUCUGUUCAAGUAUCUGAGUUAAAUGGUGAAGUGAUGGGACUUACACAGACGUUGUCAGAGAGCCAGGGGAGAAUCUCAGCUCUGACGGAUGAGCUUUCUGUGGUGCAGAUGAAAUAUGAUGAAAGUGUAAGACAAGUGUCAGAUCAAGGCAAUGCGAUAUCUGAGCUCACAAGUCAAGAGGAAUUGAAUCAAGUUCGGAUCUUGGAGUUGACUGAAACACUGGAGCAGAAAAAUGCUCUUGUUUUAGAAAAGGACAGCGCUCUAGCAGCUGUUCAAGAGGAACUAGACCGACUUGGAACUAGCUUAGAGGAUAAAGGUACAGAACUUUUGGCUCUACAAUCGUCAGCACAGGAGAAAGAAUCUCAAGUGGCCAAGUUGACCGACACUGUUGCCAGAGAUGAGCAAGAAAUUUCUGAUUUGAGGAACAAACUGGUGGCAAUGGAAGCAGAAAUGUCUGGUAGAGAAGAUGCUACAACAGAAGUUCAGAUACAGUGUUCAGAACAGGCAGUCAGGGUGGCAGAGGUGGAAAGUAUGCUGAACGAAAAAGACAAUGAGAUGGAUCGUGUUAGUAAAUGCAUGGCUGAAAAGACUGAAAGAAUCCAGUCUUUAGAGGAGACUGUAACAGAACAACAUACCAAAAUUAUGGAACUUUCAAAGGUUGUUGUAGACAAAGAAGAACAAUGUUUAAAACAACAGGAAUGUCUUGAGAAAGUAGAACGUUCAGUACAGAGGGAAGAAGACACCAUACAGAGCCUACGGGACAGGGCUUCUGUGUGUGAAUCUGAGCUGUGUAGCGAGAGGGAGAAGCUGUGGGCAAGAGAGGCAGAUCUAAGCCAGUUGAAGGUGUCCUUAAUUCGUAAGGCUGGGGAGUUGACUGGUGUGCAAGAGACUUUGUCCUCUGCUCAGACAGAACUGUCUCAGGCUAGAGAACAACUACAGCUAAAAGAAGAAAGACUUUUAGAGGUGCUCACUCUUAAUAGUGCCUUAGAGGUGAAUGAAAAAGAGCUUCAAGAGAAAAUCAAAUGUGUCAGUGAAGAGUUUGAAGUAAUGAAAGCUCAGAACAUCACCGCCAUAAAUGAUUUAGAAACAGAGAGACAAGAAAGUAAGAGAUUGAUACACACACUUGAAGAAAAAGCUGCAGAUUUGGAGUCAAUGUGUGUGGACAAAACAAGCUUGGAAAAACAAGUGGACGAUCUGAGAAGUGAAGUAGAGACUGCUAGAUUGUUUUCAGAGAAAGUACAGCUGGAGCAAAGUGAGAGGCAGACAAGUGUUGAUGAGCGGAGACAAGGUUUAGAAAGUGAGUUGGCAGAAGUAAAGCUCCAAAGUGACAGUAAAAAUGCUCAAGUGGCUGAACUGACAGAGCGAGUAGAGACUUUGAGCACUCAACUGCGUCACAGUGAAGGACUAUGUCAGUGUCUGAAAGCAACUCUGUCUUACCAGCGAGAGGGUCAGGAGGAGAAAGAUUCUCUUGCUGUUUCUCUACAACUGCAGUGUGACCACAAUGCUGAGAAAAUAUCUGAUUUGACUCAGUCAUUGUCCCAGCAGCAGAGUGUGGUGUCAGAACUGGAAGAUUUGAAUGCAACUUUGCGCCAACAGCUCAGCGAUCUCUCUUCAUCAGCAGAAUCUGCUGCUGUGCAAAAGUCUGAUCUGGAGCGAGAGUUGUUUAAACUGCGUGCAGACUUGGAGUUUCAUGAGAACAGCAGCACUCAGUACAUGGUGGAGAACAAGCAGCUGCAAGAGAAACUACACCAGGCCACAGCCAAUAUGGAGCGGCUGGAAGCCACGGCCUUUGACCUCAGGCACGAUUGUGACAUGCAUCUCAAGGAUGUGGCUGACCUCAAGCAGGAACUGGAACAGAAAGAAACUGCUGCUGCUGCCUUGACAGAAGAUGUGGCCAAUGCUAGAGCGUGGGCGACAAGAGGUGCAGAGGAAAAGGAGCUUUUGAAAGCCAACUUUGACUCCUGUAUGGAGGAGAUGCAACAGAGGCUUGCAGAACAGGAGGCUGAAGGCAGACGUCUGAGGUGUCAGUUGACGGAGGAGACUCGCAGUGUGCACCAGGAUCAGGACCAGGUGAAGGAGAUGUAUGAACAGCAGAUAGCCCUUCUGGAGGAGAAGCUAGUGGGAGCUGAAAGAGAAAGUGACCGGCUAGACAAGGAGCUGGCUGAGGCUAAGGCAAAGAUGAUCAGCACGAAAGAAGCGUAUGAGCUGCAGCUGUCGGAGCAGGAGCUGAGUGUGCAGUCCAGCAGCUCAGAAGUGGCCAAACUGAAAGACCAACUGGUCAAAGCAGCGGGCAAUCAUGAGUGUGCGAUUGCUGGUCUCAAAAAGCUGCAUGAGAUACAGACUACUGAACUAGAAGAGAACUGUAUAUCCGCGGAGAGGACAGUGGCCGAGCAGAAACGACAAAUCAAUGAACUGACCAUGAAAUGGAAGAGGGAGAAAAAUGACCUGGAGCAAGGGUUUGAAAUUCAAAUAUCAGACAUGGAGGAGAAGAGACGCUUCAAUGAGAUGGAGAUUGCUCGUCUGAAGAGACAUCUCGAUGAAAUGAAGAGUGACCAUGCCAAGGAAGUAGAACAUCUGGAGAAAAGCUAUGAAGUGCGUCUGUUUGAACUGGAGGACAAGUUCUGCAUGGCCACAUCAGAACUGGAGAGGGUGAAAAAGUCUCUGAUGAAUGCUGAGGGAGAUUUCUCUGGAGAACGUCAGUCACUUGAGGCUAAAGUGGAAGAUCUUGAGGCCACACGCCGAGAUCUUCAGGUGAAAGGUAUGUCAUUAGAAGAUGAAGUGGCGACAUUAAGAUCAGAAAACAUGAGUCGAGAGGAAGAAAUGAAAGCCAUCCUCCAGCAGGCAGCGGAAAGGCAGCAACAGAACAGGCAGGAAAUGAGUUCUGAGAUUUUGCAGCUGAGAGAGAGGCUAGAGACCAUGGAUGCUACACACAGCGAUGAUGUGGCUACAUUGAAGAGCGAUUAUGAGGAACAGAUCAGGGACUUGAAGUCAAGGAACAAUCAGCUGUUGGAGAAGGUUCAGUCCAUGGAGAUGCACAUAGAACAUGACACAGCUCUGAGAGACAGUGAGAACCAAAAGGAGGGAGAUGGUAAGGAGGUGCCUGAGACCGAUGUCUCUGUACAAUCUCAGAUAUCCUCUUUGAAUGAAGAAAAUACUUUACUAAGGAGGAAAUUACUGAAACAGAAGAGCAUUGUGGCCAAACUGAGAAUGAAGUCGGGGGUGGAGGAUAUCUGCCCACCUUAUCCACUCACCUCACAGAGCAGCUUGAUGCCAUCACUGGCGCGGUCUGAGAGCGACAGCGGUGAGGAUUGCUUCUCCCCAGUGGUGGGCCCAACAUCGGUGGUUGAAGGCUUUGUGGCGGAGAGGUCGGAGGUGGCUUCUGUAGCUGGCCUGGGUUCCUCUCCUUCAGACAGUUUGAGAGAGCCAGACUUUGUAGCGGAGAAAAGUGACAUGUUCCAGCCUGAGGUCAUUACAGAGCGAGUCAUUGAAGCCCAGGAACACCCAGCUGCUCAGCUCAACAUACACCCUAUCCGAGAUGAGAUUGUAGCGGAAGGAUUCCAGCCUGAGACUCCUGAUCAAUUCUUCAUGGAGACAAUUGAGGAGCCUAAUACCCCUCUCAACUGGCCCAAAGAUUUGUCUGUGGGCCUUUCACCCUCUUUGAACAGGGCUGAACAGUUUAACUUCGAGGUCAUUCCACCUACAUCUAUGCAUGAUGGUAAACCUUUGCCGUCAGACUCUCAGCCUGAAAAUGUCAGUUCAGCUGAUUUAGUCAAGGGGACAGACUCUACUGAUUCUAACACCAACUGCCUUACUUCAAACGAGCACAGUAGCCAGACGAUACUCUCGGAGUCAGAGUUUGAUUUAAGGUUGAAGCACGUGAAAGAAGAGCUUGAGGAGCAAUAUGUCGGGCGUUUACGGAGACAGGAAGUUGACCUAACACACCAGUAUGACAUGAAGGAGGAGAGCUACCGUCGUGAGAUGGAACAGCACUUUGAGCAGAAGGUCAAGGCAGUUAGAUAUGAGUGGGAGCGAAAGUUCACCAAGGCCCUGCAGAAGGUACGUAAGGAGAUGGAGAAACGACAUCAGAAAGAGCUGAGGAGGGCCCAACUUAUGCCAGCGUUUGUCAAGACGUCACCGUCUUCUCAAGGUCUACAUCCUGAUGAUGGUGAAGAUGAUGAUGACACAGAUGACGGGGAGAGAGCUUCUAUGGCGAACCAAUCUGCAGAUGAGAGUGGACCAGGCUCAUCCGAGACCAACGAGGGCCUGGGGGAAGUCGUGGAACAGCUGCACAGAGAGAACCAGGAACUGGCUGAGGUUCGUGAUGUCCUCCUCAAGCAGAUAGAGAUUUCUCAGGCUCGGGGUUUGCACUCACGUGUUCAGCACGAGCUACAGUCAAUGCUGACCACGCGGGAGGGGUCAACCUCUCUCUCCUCCAACACAUCGACACCCACCCUGGUACCGACUUCCCCAUCUGCCGACAAGUCAAAGGGCUUGGAGAGUGAUCAGCUGGACACUUCAGGCAUCUCAGAGGAGGUCAACUCGGUGCACAGCGAAUCAAGUUCUGCGAGAGAGCGCUUCUUGUGGGAGCUGGAGGAGAUGUCCCAGCAGUCCAGCCAGGACCUGCCCUUGGAGUGGGAGCUGACCAGCACUUUACCGGCCAGUGCCGACUUUGAGGAGGAGCCUGACCAGCCCAUUGGCAGUGUGUGGGAGGUGUUUGACGGCCGCUGCCUGCGUCAGGACUGCCACGAGGCGGUGUCAGAACUGCGGGCCCGUCUUGACCAGGAGCUGCAGGAGAACCUGGACCUGGUUAUAUCACAGCUGACCAGUGUCCAUACUGGAGAGCUGCAGCAAGUGGAGGCCAAACACCAGCAUGACGUGUCCGUGGAGAUGUUGGCCCUGCGUGUGUCUCUGGAGCAGAUUUACAGCAGCAAGGCCCAGCUGGAGGCAGCUGAGGCCCAGCUGCGACACCAGCAGCAGAUGGACACGCUGCGACACACAUUGGUCACUCAACACCAAGAAGAGAUGGCCAAGCUUGGCCAUUCAGGUGCUGAUACUGAUGUUCCCAAUGUCGCUAAGUCUUCCCUAACCAAACAGUAUGAUGCUCUCAUUGAGAGGAUAAGUAAUGAGUUAGAGGAGAAAUUCUUGCCUACCAUGGAGGGAGAGAAAGAGGAUGGUCAGGAUGUACAUAGAAUGGUGCCUUCUUUGCCUUCAGAGGAGUUACGCAGCCUUCUCCUGAGCCAGCAGCAGGAGAUUGCGUCGCUGAGAGGAGAGGUGUUGUCCGAGUACGAGUCCGUCCUGAGUGCCCGAGCAUCCAGCGUACAGGAGCAGAGCCAGGAAAUGGUGGGCCUGGAGCAGCAGAUGCGGGACUUACAGCAGCAGUUUGAGCAGCAGCUGGCUACGUUCAACAGCAGGCUUCAGGAAAAGGAGGAAGAACAUCAGCAACAUUCCAGUGAGGAGAAGGAAAAACUUGAGAAACAACAAGCAGAAUUUAAAUCUCACUAUGAGAAGCGUAUCCAAGAAAUGGAAGCGGCUUUUGAGAAUGAAAUUGGUUCCAUCAAGGACAAGUAUGAGGAGCAGAUCUCUGGCCUCAUUCAUGCCAGACUGGCAGGCAGCAAGGAGCAGGAGGAGCAGCAACUGUCCCCUCCUCUCAAAGAAAGCGUAGACGAGAGAAGCCCUCGUAACACUAAUUUGUCAGACACUGAUAGUGACAGUUUUGAUACGCCCAGGUCGGUCCCCUCUGACCUUUCCGUACAGCUCAAGCAGUUGGAAGCUGAGCUUGCUGAGCGUGACGCUCAACUCAAAGAGCUGAAAACACAACUGGGUGUGGAGGAGUCGCGUUCGUGUUCCUUAGACACGGAAGUGUCCAACCUGAAGACGCAGGUGGAACAGCUUCAACAAGAAGCAUCAGACGCUCUCGUUCAGUGCUCCAAACUCCAACAACUUGUUGAGGAGAAAGACUCUGUUAUCAGGCAGCUAGAGAUGGAAAAGAUAGAGAGUGAGAAACUGUAUAAAGAUCUUUUGGAGAAAGAGUCUCCCCGCUCAAAGGACUCUGUCCAUAAGGAGCAUUUGAGUGGUAGCAGUGUGGAUGAUUCGUUCUGCUCAGCGAAGGAAGACAGUCGCGACACCCCGCGAAGUGGCAUUAGUGACAGUCGUGACACGCCGAGAAGUGGUGACAGUGCUUCAGAUUUUAAAUCUCCACGACUACGCAGCAGCGAUGACUCUGAGCAUGAGGACAUUGCUGAGCAAAAUGAUACCAUCCCUUUUGCCAACGACUCAUCUGAGGCACAAGAGGGCAACAGCAAUAACAACAACAACAACAACAACAGCAACAGCGGUGGUGGGACUCCCAUUGAGGAGAUGGUGCAGCAUCUGAAGGAGAAAGUGGUAGAGCUGGAGAAGGAGUUGGGUCAAGCACAGAGCCGAGAGGUGGAGCUCAGGGCACAGAUAGAAGAGAAAGAGCAUGGCUAUAUGGAACUGUUGGAGACGGUGAAGCAAGAGCUGGAGCAUGACAAGCAGAUGGAGGUUGAGACACUUCAGUCUGAGUUCCGUGUUCAGCUGGAGGUGGAGCUCAAAAGGCAAGCUGCGGACUUGUCUUCUCAGGUCCAGACACAAACACAAGCCGAAGGCGGUGAGAAAUCAGAACCUCACCUACCCAAUGGUGAUAUUUCUCACAGUGCAAGCAGCGAUCCGCCCACCUCACCACCUCCGUUACGAAAACUGAGCCAGGAUGAUGUUGAUGAUACAAGUUCUAUCUCUGAGAACAUUGAAGAAGGAGACGAUCUGGAAUCCGAACCGAGCCUGAUGCAAACAUCGGCUUUUGAGCUUCAGCAAGUCCUGCAGGCAUCUGCGAGUCAGGUGUCACUGGGUGAGGCAGCGGAUGAGGUCCAGGAGGAGAACCUCAGCGAUGACUCCAAGGCCACGACUUCGGCUGCUGGGUCUGUGGCAAGCCCUCCCCCUGGUGCUGCGUCCUCUCUGGCUGAUGAGCCCGCGGGCAUGGCUUUGCCGCUCACGGACAUGGAGAAGGAGAUGGAAGCUCUGAAGGAGGAAUAUGAAGAGCGUUUGGCCCAGCUCAAGUCGCAGCUAGAUCAGCUGAAGACUGAGAAGGAGACCGUGACGUCUACCCACCAGGAGGAGCAGAGGAGCUUGCAAGAACAGCUCACCCAUGCUGAGGAACGAUACGACCGUCUCAUGGAAGGUGUAGAGAAUGGGGAGCAUCCACAGCUGAAUCAGCUGAUGAAAGACAAAUAUGAUGAAGAGCUGGAUCUUGCCAAGUCCUUAAUACAGAAAGACUUUGACGAAGCCCUGAAGGAAGAGAAGAAAAAGUUUGUGGAGCGUCACAGGAAACUGAUGACCGACUUUAUGGGAGAUAGAGGGAAAGAAGAGGAGGAGGCAAAGGAGAAGCACGAUAAAGAGUUAUCAGAGUUGAAACAAAGCCUGACUGAAGAGUUUGAACAGAAGCUUAGGGAAUAUGAGAAUGAGAUAGAGAGGCUGAAGCGGGACCUGGAUCUGUUUAGAGACAUGAGUCAGGAGUCUCCUGAUGGUGACACGGGGCCAAGGGACAGCACCCUGCCCGAGAUCGAUGAGAUAACUCUUAGCUUUCAGGAAGAGUCAGAGGUCCAGCUGAGCUCCCCCAGCUCUGACUCCCGAGAUACGUCUACUCCCGUGAAGAGGCCUGUCUCGGCUGACAUCGGCAUUCAGUACGAGGAGAGUGAGGAAGAGGUGGAGGGCCAGGCAGGGGAGACUUUGCAGAUCCGCAGCUUUGCCGAGGUUGUGAGGAGCCCCCCUCCUCUGUCUGACCAGGAGAGACGAGAAAAUGAACUUAAAGUCCAACAGUUGGUUGCCCAGAUUGAACGACUGACCCAACAGUUGGCGGAGCGGCAGGGGGCCGAGUCAGUCUCUCCACAUGGCUCGCCGCAACACUCGCCUCACAAUGACACUCUCAGGGGAGAUGACUCAGCCCUUGUGGCCAUGCUGCAGUCGGACCUGGACCGCAUCAGUGCAGAAAGAGAGAGUGUGCAGCGUACCAACGACCGCCUGCUGAGCUUGCUGUCGGAUUCUGUAAAGACGUACGUGGGUGUGGAGGACACCAUCAACCGUAAGCUCAGCCAGGUGGUCAGUGGGACCCCGAGGACUUCUGGAGCUCAGGCUGACUCGCCUCCGGUGAGGUCGCGACCCCCGAGUGUGGAGCCAGGGCUACGGUCUGACCCACAGGGGAGGAUGGGCUCUCCAGCCCCCGAGAGAUAUGAUAGGAAAGGAGGAGCUGCAGCAGAUGGAGACACAAGCCAAGACAGCCACACCCUAGAAGACACGAGUGUCUUGUCAAAUGCCACAGAUGAGGGUCUGGAAAUCUCACACCGACUGGCAGAAAGUAUAUUUGUCGGACCUGAUUUGGAUGCCGAGGGAGAGGAAAUCCUCACAGAUGCCCGGGGUCGGCUCCACACUGCAGUGACACAGCUCCUAGAGCUGAUGGAGCGCUCCACUUGUCAGCUGAUCGAGGCAAAGUCCACCCAGCAGGAACUGCUAGACACCUUAGCCAGUCGCGCCCGCGAGGUAGAGACGAGCAGCACCCGAUGCACCGAGCUGGACGCUCAACUCGCUGCUGAGAUUGAGGCCAAGGAGUACCUGGGCCUGGAGCUGCACAAGGCUGAAGAAACUGCUGCACCACAAUCUCUCCGGAGGACAGGCCAAGGUCUCAUCUCUGGCUAUCGCUCCGAGCGAGAAGCGCUGGACACCCAGGUCCAGUCUCUGGAGGAACAACGCGAGGCUCUCAUCAUUCAACUGGACUCGACCCGCUCCAGACUCUCCGAGUUUGAGCGCUCGCAGUCGGAGAUUGACUCCAUGCGGGAGGAAGUGGGACACCAGCAGGAGCUGCUGCGGGAGAACGCUGGACAGGAGAUGCAAGUUACUGGACAGCAAACUCCUCAGGCUACGACUUCAGAACAGCCAGCUCUGCUGCAAGAAGUGACCAGCCUGAACCAGGAGAAGCGGGAACUGUCCACGCAGCUACAGCACCAGCUGGACGCGUCGCGGCUGCGGCUGACGGAGCUGGAGACAGCCUCGGAGGAGGCGGAGCGACGCCACGAGGCCGCCCUAGAAGAGAGGAACCAUGCCCUGGAGGACAUGCGGCUGCAGCUGGAGAACAUGGAGAGACAGCUCAAGGCUAGCCGGGCGUUUGUCGAUGAACAAAUGGCUGAGAGAGAGCAGGAGAGAGAGGAACAUCAGAGAGAGAUAGAAAGACUGCAGGAGACCAUUGAGGGGAAGGACAAGAAUGCAAAUUCACAGCAGAGACUCCAGAGAGAGAUUGCUGACCUGACAGAGCAGCUUCAGUCUCGCAUCACCAGCCAGAGUGCCAUGCAUCAGAGAACACUGGAACUUCAGCAAGCUCUGGAGGACAAAGAACUCAGUGCUCAUGACCUCAAGACGUGGGUGUCGCAGCUGGAGAGUGAGCUGGACGAGCGCGGGGACAUCGAGGACCAGCUCAAACAAAGGAUCACCAAGCUGGAACGGCAGCUCACCGAGCAGGAGGACGAGAAGGACCGGGACGAGACCGAGGAUGACGAGUUGGCCAGGGCUGGACGUCCGACGGGUGACAGGACAGACCAGGACAUCCCGACCCCGCUGUCGCCGGUCAGAGUGAGAUCUCGGCCGAGUCAUGUCUCCCUGGAGGAUGAGCUACACACUUCGGAGCAGUCUGAGGAGGACUUGAUCCAUGAGAACCGGGCCCUGAAGGAGCAGGUGCACCAGCAGCUACUGCAGAUCUCCGCCCUGAAAAACCAGCUGGACCAGUUGCGCCACUACGGAGGGGAUGAUGAAGACAAUGACGCCACACAGCUACGACUGCGGCUUCAGGCAGAGAGGAAUACGGUGGAGAACAAAGAUGCAGAGAUCUCUGAUCUUCAGUCCAAGACAGAAGCGUUGGAGAAUGAGUUGAGACGGAAAGCUGAGGAAGCUGAGGCUAUCCACGCUAAAGUGUCUCGUGUCCUUGAGAUGGGCGAUGUCCAGGAAGAGAACCAGAGCCUGAAGAGCCAGUUGGAGGAGCUGCAGUCCCAGGUGUCCAACAUGUCCAGCCUGUCGUCACAGCACACUCUGCCGCCCGCUCUCCUGGAGGAGAAGAACCACGAGAUAGAGGAGAAAGUGCAGGAGGUGGAGAAGCUGCAGGUCAAUGUCCAUUCCCUGAAGCAACAGCUGAAGGAAAAGGAGGAAGAGAUCAGUGACCUUCAGGACAACAUUGCCUGUUUGAGGCGAGGAGAGCCCUGCCUGGACGUGUCACUGCCACUCAACGAAGAGACCAACAACAUGCUCAACAUCUCCAUGACGGGCCGAACUAGUAGAUCUGCCAGAGCGGUCACUCCGACCAGCAUUCAGCAAGAACUUGAAGAUACAAUGGCUGAACGUGAAACAGAGCUAAAUGGUGUCAGAGAGCAGCUGGAGCAGACACGGCAGGAGCUGGAUGGACUGAAGGGGUCGUUGAGCUCUGCAGAGCAGGAGAGAGAUGAGCUGAAACAGUCCUUAGGGCAGUUGGAAGAAGAGAAGGAGAAGUGGAGUGAGAAAGAAAUGCUGAAAGAAGCAGAGCUGGUCAAACUGACGCAGACCGCGGAAGAGUUGAAACAACAGCUGGAGGAGGGCACAAAGACCCGCCAACUUCUGGAGAAGCAGCUGCAAGACAGGGAGGCAGAGCUCCUUCAGGCCCAGGAGGAGAGAGACCGGCGACAGGAGCAAGUGCAGGAGAAGGAAGAGAAGCUGGACCAAGUCACGCUACAAGUGGACAGUCUACAGAUGGAGAUUGCUAGUCUCACAAACUUCCAGCAAGAGCUUCAGAAAGACUUUGACACUGUUCAGGCUAUGUUAGAUGAGAAAGAAAAGGACAUGGAGAGUCUGACCAAAGAGCUGACUGACAGCAAAUCCCAGCAGGAAACUCUGGACACUGUGAUUCAGCUAGAGGGGCUGGUUGCCUCACUGCGCAAAGAGCUGAAGGAGAAACAGAAUGUGGUGGAGGAGAAAGAGGAGGAGCUUUAUGAGCUCCAAGACAAGCUCGAUGAAAUGGGCGAGGCCAAAGGUGAGCUGGAGAAGAUCAAAUCCCAACUGUCUGAGCAGACACGCCUACUGGAGAAGGAGCAACAAAUACGGAAAGAGUUGGAGGAAGCCUUGGCUGCAGAGAAAAGUUGUCGGGAAGAAAGUGAGAAGCAGAGAGAGGCAGAGGGGGAGGAAGUUGCAGAGAAGGUUCGAGUACUGGAGGGAGAUGUGGAAGUAAAAGAUAAUAAGUUGAAAGAACAGGAAGAGAAGAUAGAGGCCUUGUCGAAUGAGCUGCAAGAAAUACAGACACAUUCGGAAAAACUUGAAAAAGUAUUGAAGGAAAAUAAAGAAAAGUCUGAUUCUGAAAUAACCCUUCUGCACGAGAAGCUGGAAGUUUCACAGAAGGAGUCAGGAACAAAGUUAAGUGAAUUACAGGAGAAGUUGAAGGAGGAAGGUGCUCACACAGAGGGACAGAAGGUGCUGAAUGAACAGCUCAGUAACUUGAAAGCUCAAUUAGAAGAUAAAGAACAGCUACAGAAACAGCUAGAAGAAUUAGUCUCGGAGAAAGAAGGUGCAAUCAGAGAUCUUAAUGUUCAGUUAUCAGCAAAGGAAGAAAAUCUUGAUGAAAUGAGAUCAGUCCAGCUCCAGAUGGAAGAAAUGGAGUCCCAGUUAUGUCUGCGGCAGACCUCUCUGCUUGAUCUUCAGGCGGAGAAAGACAAGCUGACCUCUGAGCUUGAGAAGAUGAGCGAUAUGAAGAGUCUGCUGGAGGAGAAAGAGCAGACCAUCACGGAGAUCGAAGCUCAGUUGAGAUUCCGACAGACAGCCCUUCUUGAUCUGGAGGCAGAAAAGGAGAAACUGUUACAGGAUCAGGCAGAGAGUGAGGCAAAGUUGAAAGAUGAUUUAAAUGAGAGAGAGAAGGUGGUGGAAGAGCUGCAAAAGAAGUAUGAUGAGCUGAAGGAAGGAAUGAGCGAAGAAGUGCUGCAUAUGGAGCAGGAGAUGCAAAGGAGUAAACAAGCACGGGUGAUAAGAAGGUCGCCGGAGGAGGAAGAGAAGGAGGAGUUGGAAAAGGAGGAGAUGAGAAACAGAGUACAGGAGUUAGAGACGAAACUGUUACAAGCGUCUGAUGAACUUGUGGAUGUGUCCUCCCGGCUGAAGCUCAAUGAGGAGAGAUUGUCCCAAACCGCGCAGCAGCUAUCAGAACGGGAGGAACAGCUGCAACAGCUUCAGAUUGAGGUGCAACUUCAGCAACAGCAAGAGGCUGAGAACAACAGCGCUCAGCAGCAAAAGUCUGCCGAAGCUGGGGUAAAAGCUGAAGAACUUGAGAGGCUGCUGCGUGAGGCCGAGGACAGAGCAGAACAGGCGUCCAUCAAUGCUGCAGAGUUGAGUCAGUUAAAGGCUUCUUUAGAGCUAGACCUGGAGGAGGUGAGGAGAAAAGAGGCGGAGAAAUCUUUCACUUCUGCAGAAGCUAGAAGCGAUGAGAGUUUGUUGGCUGGCACAGAGUUGUCCCGCAUGGCUCGGUGGGAGUCUGAGCCAGCAGGUCUCGCGUUGGGACACCGAGACAGUUUCUAUCUGCGUUUCCGCAUGACAGAAGUCGAGCGCAUGUCGAGACAGCAGCAGCAGGAACUAGCGGCCAAGAAUCAAGAACUGGACAGAGUGCGGUCAGACCUGGAGACCUGGCUCAAAGCUGGCAAAGGUCAAGAUGCUCUCAAGGUCACCAUCAAGGAAAAAGAAACCAUCAUCGUAUCCCUACAAACAGAAAUAGAAACUCUGAAAUCCCAUGUCGAAGAAAAGAAUCGUCAGAUCGAUUUUAUGAAAGACGAAAUGAGCACCCUGACUCACUCAAGUCGUGUAGAUCUGGCAGCAAAAGACCACACAAUAACAGAGCUUCAGGAGCAAAUCUAUGUGCUCAAAAACUUCUCAUCCGUGACACCACCUUCAUCACCACCAAGGUCGGGAGCGACAGCGCCAGGGCAAGCUUUGUCCCCAGAAACAAAGGGGCAGAUCUCACAGCUCAAGUUGCAGCUGCGGAAGGCUCAGUCUGCUCUUGAGGAGAUGCAAGGCCGACAAGGCUCACGUCAAGAAACUGAGGACUUCGAACAGGCGGAGCUGCAGAGGCAAAGGGAACUGGAAGAACAGUCGAAGUCACGUACUAGAGAGAACGAUGUACAGUCUGUGAGGGAAGAACUGCAGGAAGAACACGAGCGACAAAUGUCACAGCUCAGGUCUCAGCUCCAGCAGGAAGUGGACAGUAAAGUGGAGGAGUUGCAGGCUCAGCAUGAUCAAGAUCUCCGGGAGUUGAGACAACUUCAGGAGCGAAAACUGGAACAAGCACUGGAGGAACAGAAAGAAAAUCUGCAACAGGAGCGACAGACAGAGUUACACGCCUUGGGGCUUGACCAUCAGGAAGAGUUGGAUCGCCUCAGGGACAGAGAGUUUGAGAAACUGAACUUUGGGAACCAGUCUGAAAGUCAAGACGCAUCAGCUCGGUCAUCGGUGAGUGGGGACGCUGCCAUGCCAGAGCGCUUACAGGCUCUUCUCACUCGAUUGAAUCAGGUUGGAGAGCAGCUGCUGAGCGUGUCCGACCUGAGGUACCUCCAGCAGUACCUGUCACCGGCCAGCCAGUCCACACGCUCCCCCGACACACUGGUCUGGAGCGAGGAGCGCCGCGGGCUGAUGGACACCAUAGAUGCGCUGAAAGACUUGCAUGAGCUGGCGGACAGGCUCGUCAGGGACAAUGAAGAGACAGAUGACUGGAGGUCCGAUCUGGUCCAAGCUAUGGUCAUGGUCUAUGAUAAAGAGAAGCGGGUUCUGUCUGCGGAGGUCAACACUUCUGACGUGCUCUUCCCAGAAAUGGACAUUGUUUCUCAGCUUGAGUCCAGAAUUCAUGACCUGGAACAAGUGCACCAGGCAGGACUGGACGACAUGCUGCGAGCUGACCGGCAGUCUUUGAUCGAUGAGGUGGACAGUCUGCACAACAGACUGCUGGAGGCCAAGCAGCACCUGCAGGACUCGCGGGACCAGCUCACGCAGCGCAUCAACGAUCUGGAGGCCGCCAAGGCAACGGCUGAGUGGAAGUUGCAGAGACAGAUUCAACUCCUAGAGUACAAGCUGCAGCAGGAGGGUGUCAUCCAGGAGGAUCUCAAGAAGUCACUGCGUCUGGAACGGAACAGAGUCUCAGAGUUGUCCGCCCAGUCAGGCCAGGAGCGAACCCGAACCCUGGAGCUCCAGUCUGAGCUGUCGUCCACUCAGAUACAGCUGUCCAAAUUCCGAGAUGCUCUGGAACGAGAGCAGCACCGUUUUUCUUCCGUCACGUUAGAUUGGAGCGGUUCUCUUGACGCAUUGGAGGAGGAACGGGCGAAAACAAACCGACUGAAUGAACUGCUAGAUGCAGCGAAGAAACAGCUGAGAGCCCUGCAAGAGGAAGUGGCUCACACCGACGCGCGACAACAACAACGCUCUGAGACAGAGCAGGAUUACAUACAGGGAUUGGAAUCAGAGCUGAGCAAAGAGAGAGAGAGGAGCUGUGAGUUUUCCAAGGCUGAGGACAAUGCAAAAGGAGAAGUGACUCGCCUCUCAGAGGAAGUAGUCACGCUGAAGAGGAAGUUGUCCUCCCUCAUGGAAGACUAUGAGGAAAAGAUUGAGUCUCUCCAUCGGGAACAUGUUGAAAAGGAAGUCCAGCGGCGUGCCGACGGCGAGUCCGAGGCUGUAGCCAGACUGAGCGAGCUCCUGGAUGCUGAGAGAGAGAGCCACCAAGCCCACCUGGAGCAAGAGAGGGCCACCACCAGGCAGCUGAAGCAUGACCUGGAGCAGAACAGGUCGGAGUACAGUGACCUCAAGCAUCGUAGCGAGAAGGACAGAUCAAAGGUUGCCAGCUUAAAGCUUGAGCUGACCCAGGCGCGAUCGGAGCUGUCAGAACGUAGACAACAGACGGGAGCUUUGGAGGAAGAGACGGACAACAUGAAGGUGGCGGCGCAGCGGCAGAUCCGACUGGCAGAACAGAACAAGGAGGAACUACAGCAGAAAGUGCGUGAGCUGGAGAGAGAACUGACCAGAGUCCAGGAUCGUACACGUGACCUUGAGGUAGAGUUGAGUACCGCACGACACAUGCAGGCAGGACAGACAAGGGCAGGGGGAGAUUACCACAGGGACGCCAUAAAUUCUCUUGUCACGAAGGGCGACUCGGCGGCUGUGUCACCGGGCAAGUUUGCCGAGGUCAUGGAGCACAACAAGCAACUAGCGGAGCACGUCCUCAACCUCAAGCAGGAAAAGGAGAGGCUGACCACUAAUCUGGCCACCCUAGAGAGCCAGGUGCAGGCCAAGAAACAGAUGAGCAUGCCUCGCUACUCCUCGGAUGGCACAAGUGAUGAGGAGGGAGUUUAUGACCGCACGGUUUGGGCCAGUGAACGGCUCAGUCUGCAGAUGGCGCUAGACUCCGCGGAGCACGAGAUUCAGAGACUGCGUGGUGAGAUCAGACAGUUCCGAAGUCUCAUGAACUCCGAUGGUCAGGCCAGUCGUGUGGAUGUGGACAAGAGCCAACGUUUGUACGGCAAGUAUCUCCGAGCAGAGAGUUUCCGUAAAGCCCUCAUCUACCAGAAAAAGUACCUGCUCCUACUGUUGGGGGGAUACCGCGACACGGAGCACGAGACUCUGGCCAUCCUGGCCUCCAUGGGUGGCUUCCCCUCUCCCAGUGCGGGUCUGCACUGCCGGAGGAUACAUACCCGCGCCUUCACUGUGUUCAGGUCUGCAGGGAGAGUGGUCAUUGCAAUAUACAGGAUGAAGUACCUGGUUAAGAAAUGGAAGCGUGCGACACGAGUAGGCUCUCCUGUCAUGACUGGUCAAAUCAAUCAAAAUCACGCAUAUGUGCCAAGCUCUACUUCGUACCCAGCCCCUCAGCGACAUGGCUCGCGACACACAGCACCGUCCUCUAGCAGCGCAUACACCACACGCAGUAGCAGCGACUACGUCGAGUCCCUCACCAACGGGGACAUCUCCACCCUUGCAUCAGUGGCCAACCCCACUGGCAGAACACAGUUCUCAACGUACCGCAACAACAAUAACCACACCACUCCACCCACCAAAGAACUCUUACACCACAGAACCACUAGCAGUAGAGGGGACAGAGAGACAGUGAGGAGACACCUGCUCCUAGAGGAGGCAAGAAGAAGUCAGGAGUCGCCCAGCCCAAGAACCCCUCGGCAAACAGACAGUGACGACGACAACUUCCUCAACUAUCUGGAGAACGUGCAACAGCAGUUGAGCGAAGGAGAGUACUCUGGAUCCCCAUCCUCAUCACGACGGGCGGCCUGGAGGUAGCACGAGCGACCGUCCCUUUGUUCCCCAUGGUGCCAAGUUCUUACCUCAAUCAUGUCCACAUGACUGGUCUUUUGCCCUAGCGUUUUCAUUUACAUAUAUAUAGAAAUAAUGUACAAUUUUCGCUUCUGUGAUUUCGUUUUCACAAGAAUAAAAUUGUUUCGCUUCUUAGUGGAGUCAUGUGGAAUGAAAUUAUUCCAAGCAUUACUAAGUGUUUAUAUACCAUUAGAUUUUAAUACUUGAUGGUAAUCAUCUCUUUUGUGUCAUAUAAUAUUGAAGGGGCAUGCUUAAAUAAUAAUUGACGUAAGUGUUCAAUUUAAAAAAAUUAUAGUGAUCAGUUAAGUUAAAGUUCAGGACGAUUUGCAGUGCUAGAGGAAACUGUUUGAAAGGUUGAGCUGUACAAAUUUUUGCUCUUUCCAGACUGUUGAUGUGCAAGCCCUGAUAAGGAGAGCUAUGCCUUCAAUAUUUUUAUAUACCGUAUAAGAAAGGAAAAGAUUGUUUUCGUGUUAUUUGUAUUCUGUAACAAAAGUAAGAACGUACGUCAGACGAGGUACAUAUUUUUGUCUACUUUUGCCUCAUUCUUUGACUGAUUUUGAAUAGUAUUAUGCUAAUGGUUUUGUAUAUAUAUAAAGGUUGUUUCUUUUUCCUUGAAUGAUCUGAGAAAUUCCAAGUUGCAUGCUGUUUUUGUAGCUCCAUGUACUCACAUAUCUCCACUCUUCACCAUUUUGCCUCACAACCAUAAUCUUUUAACUGCCAAAAUGUGCGGCUUUUAUUUCCUAGCACAUUGAGUACUUUGUAAAUGAACCGAUUACUAUGUCCUUCUUGGUUAAUUAAGUCUCAGUUUGAUUGACCUUGUCUCGCCACUGUAAUUGAUUUACACUUUUGACAUUUUCGUUAAUGUCAACUUUUUUAUGUAAAAAAAAAA